Molecule: messenger RNA, 2287 nt
Organism: Aspergillus novofumigatus IBT 16806
Lineage: Eukaryota; Fungi; Ascomycota; Eurotiomycetes; Eurotiales; Aspergillaceae
Product: putative protein kinase
Exons: 3
Coding region: 1-1926 (641 amino acids)
Biological process (GO): intracellular signal transduction; protein phosphorylation
Cellular component (GO): cytoplasm
Molecular function (GO): protein serine/threonine kinase activity; ATP binding
Source: RefSeq, a predicted model, not a curated record
AUGAGUGACUCGGAUUCGAGCCAGCGGACCGGCAGGUCACAACCUUUACCUUUGAACCAGUUCCCCCGGUUACACGAAGCCGAUGUGACGACGCUUUCAACUGACAAUGCGACGAAUACUACGCCGUCCUUGAGCCAUGGCGACGGGAGGAAUUACUCGACGCUAGUAUAUAAAGAUCAUGAUCCAGCGAAUGCAACUCAACACCACCACCACGGCCUACCAUCACUUCAUAUUCGCACGGAUAUCGCAGGACCAGUAUCAAUGGACGCUCACAAGGAGAAUGACGCCUUCUUAAAUCAAAGCCUCUCGCCUGGAAGUAUUCCCCGGCGGACCCCAAGUCUUCGCGCGAUGCUCGCUACCUCUGCCCCUAAAGAGGGGCUUUCGCCAGCGUCAAUAUCAUCUCCCCAAUUAGUGGCAAUGGGCGACAUCACACCUUUGCCGUCGCCAAUUGGUGGUAUGACUUCUUGGAGACAUCGGCGCGGCUCACAGUCCUUAUCGCGCACCUCUUCAGCCAUGUCACGGAAUGGGUCCAGCCUCAGCUUGCGUCUGAGUGACUCUUCGCAGAUGCUGGGGCCGGCCGAGUCCCGAUCGCGCAACAAACCAUAUCCCGGCUUGGGAAAAGCCACAGCUGAAAGUUCUCCAGAUACACCCGACAAGGGUCCCCAAGAGACGGCGCACAAGCAUACGCGCAAUCGAAGUCUCAGCGAGUAUGUGCCCCCCGGUCGAAGUGUGCCCAUCAAGCCACGUCCGAUCGCGGUGUCGGGAGCCGGUUUGCCCCAGGGUAUGACUUCAUCGGUGAGUACUGAUCCGAACAGGGGCGAUGAAGCGGGCGAUGUUGAAUCUGUCAUUCUUCAAUAUCCGUCGCCUGAUGCCUCGGAGGAGAUUUAUUCUGUGCGCUCCAUCCGUACUGAUCAACCAAGAAAGUAUCGCAAGCUGCGCCAAUUAGGCCAGGGUACUUUCAGUCAGGUCUCCCUGGCAGUGCGCAUGGAGAACCGAGAAAGCAGUGAAGUCCACGAUGGUCCUGUUAUGUACGGCCUAGCGCCUACAACUCAGAAGUUGGUUGCUGUCAAGGUUAUUGAAUAUGGACCGGCUGGCGGUGCAGAUGAAGAGCGGCUGGAAGUUUCCCUCAAGCGAGAAGUGGAGAUCCUCAAGUCCGUCAACCAUCCGUCUCUUGUGCAACUCAAGGCGUUUGGAAGCGACGAGAAGCGUGCACUUCUGGUUCUAGAUUACUGUCCUGGUGGCGACCUUUUCGAUGUUGCUGCAUCGGGUGUCAAGCCUAUGAGCCCAGCACUCAUCCGCCGGAUCUUUGCAGAACUUGUGGACGCAGUGCGGUAUCUGCAUGGGAAUUACAUUGUGCACCGAGACAUCAAACUCGAAAACGUGCUUGUCACGCUUCCUCCCACAGCGAUGGAAAAGAUUACUGACUGGCGCACAUAUGACCGCGCUGUUGUCACGUUGAGCGAUCUCGGUCUUUCUAGACGUAUUCCCGAGCCUCCUGAAAGUCCGUUGCUUCAGACCCGUUGUGGAAGCGAAGACUACGCGGCGCCAGAGAUUCUGAUGGGACAACCAUACGACGGACGGUUGACUGAUGCAUGGGCCCUCGGAGUGCUCCUCUACGCCAUGAUGGAGAAUCGGUUGCCGUUUGAUGCCUUGCCGGGUGCCCGGGGCGAUCCCGAGAAACUUCGAGCCAGGACACCCCACCGCAUCGCUCGGUGCGAAUGGGCCUGGUAUAGAUAUGCGGACAGUGAUGGCGAGUGGGAUCCUGUCAAGGGCAAGGACCUGGAAGGUGCUCGUGAGUGCGUCGAGGGCCUCCUGAAGCGCAACACCAGGCGAAAGGGCCUGGACGAGAUUGCGGCCCUGGGCUGGGUCAAAGAUGCAAUUGAUGUUCCAGGUGGGCUCAAGCGAGGGGACAGGGAAGUGCCAUAGAGCUGGUCUCUUGCGCGUUGUAAACUUUUGUUUGUCAGAUUUCUUUAUUGCUGCAUUCUAUUUCUGCUAUUCUCAGCGAUACAUGGUCAUUUGGUGAUGGGUUCCGAGAGACGAUGGGUCUUCAUGCUUACGAUUUUCCUUUCCAUUCACCUUUACAUUCUUGGAUUACUUUGGCUAGACCAGAGAUUUUAUACCCCUAGAUAUGAUUUCCUUCUUGUUUUCAUCUUGUUCUACUCCGCUUUAUGGCCCAUGUCUUAUGUUCCUUAAGUAUGAUGUACUUGGUAUGAGUUUGCGUUGAAGGCCACGACGCCUUAGACAUCGAUCGGGGGUGUCAUGUCUUCGAAUGAAACUGAGUUAUGAG